UUUCUUUUUACUAAUUAAUCAUAGAAAGAAAGAAAGAAAGAAGGGAUAUAUGGGGCACCAUUCAUGCUGUAAUCAACAAAAGGUUAAGAGAGGACUUUGGUCCCCAGAAGAAGAUGAAAAGCUCAUCAGAUAUAUUACUUCUCAUGGUUAUGGCUGUUGGAGUGAAGUCCCUGAAAAAGCUGGGCUUCAAAGAUGUGGAAAAAGUUGUCGUUUGAGAUGGAUCAAUUAUUUGAGGCCUGAUAUUAGAAGAGGAAGAUUUACCCCAGAAGAGGAAAAGUUGAUUAUCAGUCUACAUGGAGCUGUAGGCAACAGGUGGGCACAUAUAGCAAGCCAUUUACCUGGAAGAACAGAUAACGAGAUAAAAAAUUACUGGAACUCAUGGAUAAAAAAGAAGUUGAAAAAACCUUCAAAGCCAUCAACAAACACAACUUCUAUUACUGAUCAUCAUCACCAGCAGCAACAUCAAAGAUCCCAAUUGGCAAAUUAUACUACAAUUACAAGCCAACAAGAUAUAUUUUUCACUCAAGAUCUUGGAACAAAAUCUCAAGUACUCUACCAAGAUUCUACCCUAUUCAAUUCUCCAAACCAAUUAUUAUAUUUCGAUGGUGGUUCACUCGACUCUUUGACAAAUGUUAUUAUUAACGAUGCCACGAAUCGAAGUACUACUAAUAACACCUCAUUAUUUCAAGAAACAUCGAUAUUGAACUCAGAGUUUUGCUGGCAAGUCGAUCAACAACAAGAAGAGCUUCAAAUACAGACAUCGUCGUACGCGAUAGAAAUGGAUUCAAAUUAUUUGCCACCGUUGAUAGAGAGUAUGGUACCACCUAUGGAAAUACCUCGUAAUAAUAAUAAUAAUAACAAUAAUAUAAUGUUGGAAAGACAAGAAAAUAAUAAUGAAUUGAAUGAAUGGAGUCGUCAAGUGGACACACAACAAUGUUGUCCAAGUUAUCUAUUUUGGGAUCAAGAAAAUGGAUCAAUGGGUGGGAAUCAUGAGAUUAUAGAUCCAAGUACAUCAAACAAUAUGGGACAAAUUUUAUCUUCUUUUCCUUCUUCUCUAUGAUGAUUGAAGAUUGAUUUUUAUUUUUUAUUUUUGAUUUAUUUCGGGAGGUUUGUUAUUAAUUGAAUUGUGAAAUACAUUAGAGAGUGAAAUGAAAGCAUGUUAAUUAAAAGUAUUUCUUUGGACAUAUUCUCAAAAUUAAAAGAGAGGGAAAUAACAUUGGGUUUGAUUUAUGAGAAAUGUUUCACUUAUCCUUUAAUUCAC
Molecule: messenger RNA, 1261 nt
Organism: Solanum dulcamara
Lineage: Eukaryota; Viridiplantae; Streptophyta; Magnoliopsida; Solanales; Solanaceae
Product: MYB-like transcription factor EOBI
Exons: 3
Coding region: 50-1060 (336 amino acids)
Source: RefSeq, a predicted model, not a curated record